Molecule: messenger RNA, 1226 nt
Organism: Pseudopipra pipra
Lineage: Eukaryota; Metazoa; Chordata; Aves; Passeriformes; Pipridae
Gene: PDGFB
Product: platelet derived growth factor subunit B
Exons: 7
Coding region: 190-1011 (273 amino acids)
Biological process (GO): positive regulation of ERK1 and ERK2 cascade; positive regulation of phosphatidylinositol 3-kinase/protein kinase B signal transduction; positive regulation of MAP kinase activity
Cellular component (GO): membrane
Molecular function (GO): platelet-derived growth factor receptor binding; growth factor activity
Source: RefSeq, a predicted model, not a curated record
UUCCGAGGGACUGCAUUUUUUUCCCACCGGGCUUAUGAGAUAGCGCAGAGGCAGGCAAGUCAUCGAGAAUUACUUCUCUCUCCCCUCACCACCACCACUACCACCACCUCCACGUCCUCUUCCAAGGGCUCCUGCGAUUCUCCCACCGCAGCCCGGCUUGGAGGGACAUGGGAACGCGCGGCGCCCUCGAUGCCUGAGGCCGGGCGGCCGCGGGGCUGUCUGCGGGAAGCGCUUCCCUGCCGGGGCUCGCCGUCCAUGUGCCCGCAGUCGGCGGGGCCUGGAGUCGGGAUGAAUUUCGGCGUGGUCUUCGCGUUCAUCCUCUCCCUGCCCCUGGCCCGCAUGGAGGGGGACCCUAUACCCGAAGACAUUUAUGAGAUUUUGGGUGGCGGCUCAGUGCGUUCCAUCAGUGACCUCCAGCGUGCCCUGCGGAUAGACUCCGUAGAGGAGGAUAGCUCGAGCCUGACCCUGAAUGCAAGUCAGCCUGGUGAAAACCCUGUGGCCCUGUCUCGAGAGCGACGAAGCCUAGAUGCUCUGGCAGCAGCAGAGACAGCUGUCCUUGCGGAGUGCAAGACGCGGGAGGUGGUCUUUGAAAUCUCCCGCAACAUGGUGGACAGCACCAACGCCAACUUUGUGGUGUGGCCACCCUGUGUGGAGGUGCAGCGCUGCUCCGGGUGCUGCAACAACCGCAAUGUGCAGUGUCGCCCCACACAGAUCCGUGUCCGGCACGUCCAGGUAAACAAGAUCGAAUUUGUCCAGAGGAAGCCAAAAUUCAAAAAAGUUGUUGUGCCUUUGGAGGACCAUGUGCAGUGUCGGUGUGAGGCCGUGUUCCGACCACCUCCCAGGAACAUCCGUCCAGGGCCACGUGAACAGAGACGCUUGUCGCCAUCGUUCACCACAGCCGCUGUCUCUCAGAGGCAGCGAGUACGCCGGCCGCCGGCACAGAAGAGGAAACAUAAGAAGUACAAGCAUGUCAACGAUAAGAAAGUGCUGAAAGAAAUCCUCAUAGCAUAGAAGUGCUGGCAGGGGAGAGAGAGCACAAGGCAGGUUUAUUUAAUAUAUUUGCUGUAUUGCCCCCAUGGGGUCGUUGGAGUGACAACUUUUCCUCUUUGUCCAUCUGCCUCGACGUCUGAUUCAGACGGCAAUUGGUGCUUCCCUUUCCAUCAGUGGACCUUCUCCCACCAAAGCCUCCUUUCUUUCAUUUAUUAGCAUAAUUUUAAAGUUUUACA